Molecule: messenger RNA, 1131 nt
Organism: Onychostoma macrolepis
Lineage: Eukaryota; Metazoa; Chordata; Actinopteri; Cypriniformes; Cyprinidae
Gene: vkorc1
Product: vitamin K epoxide reductase complex, subunit 1
Exons: 3
Coding region: 243-761 (172 amino acids)
Biological process (GO): vitamin K metabolic process; peptidyl-glutamic acid carboxylation
Molecular function (GO): vitamin-K-epoxide reductase (warfarin-sensitive) activity
Source: RefSeq, a predicted model, not a curated record
GAAACCGUUAUUGGCCAGGAACAUAGCUCAUGCCACGCGUUUCAGUUCUUUGGUCCAAUCACAGCUCUUCUCUCAGACUUUUCCACGUUGCAAUAUAUUCAAGGUGGGAGCCUGGCAAAUUCGAGCAUACAUAUUCAAAUUGCACUUAAGAGAAGCAUUUUUUUUUUGUCUGCAAGAAUAGCCUACAAAACAGGCUUUUGCAAAUUACGUAAUUUGUUAAAACUUUUAACACUGUCACUGCAAUGUCCUCGAGCCAUUCCUCUACAGGAGUUCCUAAAUGGGAAUAUCGCGUCCGCUUUGCCCUGUGUUUUCUGGGUUUAGUUCUGUCGGUUUACGCGUUACAUGUCGAACUGUCACGGGAGAACGAUCCUGAAUAUCGCGCGAUGUGCGACCUGGGCCAUUCCGUGAGCUGCUCUAAAGUCUUCACAUCCAGAUGGGGACGUGGAUUUGGGCUCGUCCAGAUCUUUACUUCCAAAGACAGCCUGUUAAACCAGCCAAACAGUGUAUUGGGAAUAAUUUUCUAUGCAUUGCAACUGGGUUUAGGUCAGCUGGUGUCCAGUAGAGCAGCGUUCUUCCUUGUCAUGUUCUCCUGGGUGUCAGUGGCUGGAUCUAUAUAUCUGGCUGCUAUUCUGGCAUUUGUCUUGGGUGAUUUCUGCGUGGUCUGCGUCUCAACCUACAUCGUAAACUUUGCUCUUCUCUACACAAACCUAAAGAGAAGGACCGGGCUGGAGGGACGUCUGAAGAGAGGGAAGAGUGAAUGACAAUUUAAAAAAAAAAAAAUAUUAUUUUGACAUCUGGGAUUAAGCUGCCUCUAACUUCAGGGGGAAAAAGAGAGGAACAUGCAAAAAAAUUAAUGUUUACAGAUAAAUGCUUAUUACUGGAAAUCCUGGCACUUUGCAGGCUGGUCUUAGCAAAAAGAAAAAUACGAACAAUAAUCUGGACUUCACAUGUUCAUGGACACAAAAGUGGGAGAAAGCCUCAGUUUUAUUUUUUAUAAUCUAUUUCAGAAUAAUGAAAAAACUUGUUCAUGGAAGUAAUGAUACAGUUGUCAGAAACUGUAUGAUGCUUAUGUGUUUUGCAUCCAGGUCAGAUUUUUACAUACAAGUAGCAUAAUGUAAAACCAUUUUCUGA